Molecule: messenger RNA, 1207 nt
Organism: Dicentrarchus labrax (European seabass)
Lineage: Eukaryota; Metazoa; Chordata; Actinopteri; Moronidae
Product: T cell receptor beta chain MC.7.G5
Source: RefSeq, a predicted model, not a curated record
ACAGAAAAACACAAAAUGAUCCUCUUAUUCAUUUGCAUUACUUUUAACUCUAUUCUGGUUUCAGGUUCCUCUCUCAGUGAACAAGUCUACCAGACUCCAGCUGACAUGUACAACACACCAGGAGGAAAAGCUGAAAUCAACUGUUCACACAGUAUUCAGAGCUAUGACCGAAUCCUCUGGUACAAACAAACAGAAAGGCAACUACAGUUCCUGGGAUAUAUGUUGGCAAACAUAAGAAACCCAGAGAAUGGAGUGAAUGUGAAGAUGGAAGGGAGUGCAAAUAAAGGCCAAACCUGCACAUUAAUAAUUGAAGAACUCCAGCUGAACAGCAGUGCAGUGUACUUCUGUGCUGCCCUACAAUGAGCCUGCUUACUUUGGCCAAGGAACCAAGCUGACAGUUUUAGAAAAAGACAAAGAGAUUACCGGACCAUCAGUGAAAGUGCUUCAACCUUCGCCAAAGGAGUGCAAAAAUGAAAAAGACAAACAAAGGAAGAAGACCUUGGUUUGUGUGGCCAAAGACUUCUACCCAGACCAUGUCAGUGUAUCCUGGGAGAUCAAUGGGCAAAAUGUCACUAAUGGUGUGGCGACGGACGAAGCUGCCCAGCUGAUGCCGGAAAAGAAGUUUUACCAAAUCACCAGCAGGUUGAGGGUACCUGCCAAAGACUGGGAAAACUCAGAUAAUGAAUUCAAGUGCAUUGUCAAUUUCUUCAAUAAAACCCAUACUGUCCCUUACACAGAUUCAAUCUAUGGUGAAGCUGUGACAACAACAAAUGUCAUGACAAGAGAGAAAUAUGUGAAGAUCACACAGGCUGCCAAACUCACAUACAGUGUUUUCAUCGCCAAGAGCUGCAUCUACGGGGCCUUUGUGGUGUUUCUGGUGUGGAAGCUUCAGGGUUCAAAGGGAAAGCAGAACUACUGAGAGCUGAGGCCAAAUCUAUUCUAGGAGAUCUAGAAGAAGAUGUUGGUUUCUGUAAAUAAAGGCUGAAAACUUUUCACAACUUUGUAUAUUGAAGUGCAUUUGCAUUUAUUACUCAAUUACAUAAUCUAAUUCUGCUAAAAUAGAUGAACAGUUCUAAACAUAUUAUUUUUUUAAUCUCAAAGCUGCUUUGGCAUUACAUUUGAUAAAUACUUAGAAUAAUAAUCCUGUGUUUGUAAAGCGCUUGUUUGCUUAAUAUUCAUCUAAAUAAAAACUUUUCAGAGGAUGUCA